CCAACUUGUGUAAAAGUAAAACUCACUCUUCUCCAACCUCUGAUCGAUUUCCCUCUGAAACCAUCAAUCCUGGACACCCCAAAAAACGCGCGAAAAAUGAGCCGCGACUCUCCGGCACCGGCCACCGGACCCGGUCUGGUGAUCUCCACCACGGAGCCCAUCCUCUCAUUCCUAAUCUCCGCCUCCACCGACCCACACCUCUCCAAAGAGCUCCAGCUAACCGCCUCGAAGCUCUCGUCCAAAUCCAACGUCCCCUACCGCGCCAUCCGCGCCCUCUGGGUCGCUUCCCGCGCCUCCACCCGCCCCCAACUCGUCCACCUCUUCUCCGGCUCCGGCUUCGUCUUCACCAGCCCCCCUCCGAGAGAAAAGAGUGAGGAGCUGAAGACGAGGCUGAAGAAGCUGGCGGAGAUGUCGGAGAGGAGUGCAUAUGCAGAGCUGGUGAAGGAUAUAACCCCUCGGAAGGACGCUGCGGAGCCUUUCUCUUCUUACAAGGAUCAAUUGGGCUUUGGUUUACAUGUAGUGGUGACCAUGUUUACCGGCUAUUUGGUUGGAUAUGCUGCAUUCAGAGCAUUGUUUAGCCACAGUCCUGUGAUGAAUGCUGCUGGAGGCAUUCUUGGGUUGGUCAUUGGCAUGCUCGUAGAAACACUUAUGUUCAUAAUUCAAGCUUCCCGCUACGAUCUUAAAUCAACAUCAGCUUCUUCCACAUCCAGGCUAAAGAAGGAUCAGUAGAUUUGUUUGUUUAAGGUACUCUAUUGUGCAUCAAGAACUCAACUCUGCCAAAUUCCUUUGCUGGAAGCUUGGGAGUUUGGAUAUAUUCUUGUACUUCUACAUUUAGGAGCUGAUUACCAGUUACUGGACAUCAUGGGCGCCCAUUUGGGAGAUUGAGUUUCAUUAAGCUGAGGUCAAAGGCAGAAGGGAGUCUUCAAACUCUGGCUCUCCCGGUGAAUGUAUGUAUAUUUGGUUUUGUUCAAAGUAGAAAUUUUUUUGAGCUUUUUUCCAUUUUGACCUGUAAUUCUUAUAAUCUGAAGAAAAAUUAAGAUUAAUAUCUAGUUUCAUAAUACUCAAUACUCAAUUUGGUGGUUUGUAUUAAAUUAUUGGACAUGGAUGCAAUUACUAAAAUAGAAAUAUCAAGUGAGUGUACUGUGGCCUUUGGCUUUGC
Molecule: messenger RNA, 1159 nt
Organism: Fragaria vesca subsp. vesca
Lineage: Eukaryota; Viridiplantae; Streptophyta; Magnoliopsida; Rosales; Rosaceae
Exons: 5
Coding region: 97-729 (210 amino acids)
Biological process (GO): vacuolar proton-transporting V-type ATPase complex assembly
Cellular component (GO): endomembrane system
Source: RefSeq, a predicted model, not a curated record